Messenger RNA from Lepisosteus oculatus (spotted gar), 3379 nucleotides. RefSeq names its product peptidyl arginine deiminase, type II (gene padi2). Gene Ontology annotation, cellular component: nucleus; cytoplasm. The record is from RefSeq and is a predicted model, not a curated record. Gene Ontology annotation, molecular function: calcium ion binding; protein-arginine deiminase activity. Lineage: Eukaryota; Metazoa; Chordata; Actinopteri; Semionotiformes; Lepisosteidae.
CUGUCCAAUCACGGCAGAGUUCGUCUCGAGUGGGCGGAGGAGUCACCUGUUAUGAAAAAGACAGUUCAGAGCCGCUUCCUGCUGCACUAACUCAGAAUAGCGGUUUGCCGGGAGACCUCCAGCCGAACUGCGUCCGUACUGUGGAAGAAGCACGACUGCCUUCAUCAUGGUCCGUCAGCGAACUGUGCGCAUAGAGAGUGGGGUGACCACGCGUGUCGUGUAUGUGGUGGGGACGGAGAUGAUUGUGAAUGUGCACAGGAGUGCUCCCCCCCAAUCCAAGAGCUUCGGGGUCCAAUGCUCCAGCGCAGUGCAGUUCCAGAUCAGUCCCCCUACCCAGGAUGCCUUCCCACUGCCCCUCACUGGAGCGUCUUUCCUGCACAUUACAAUGGACAGCGCCAGCAAACACGCCAACGCUGACAAGCUCUCGGUGACGUAUUAUGGCAAGGACAAAGAGGAGCUGGGGAAGGCCAUCCUUCACCUUACUGCCAUUGAGAUCUCCCUGGACGUGGACGCGGACCGCGAUGGUGUCGUGGAGAAGAACAACGCACACAAGGCCUCCUGGAAGUGGGGUCCCAACGGACACGGUGCCAUCCUCCUCGUCAACUGUGACUCUGAGUGGGUUUAUAAGAAACGGCAAGACUGUGAAAUCGACAAAAUAACCAAAAGCUCAGAUUUGGCAGACAUGUCUCAGAUGCUACUGCGGACCAGCGGGCCAGCGGAACUGCCAGAGGGAUACAAGAUCACCCUGCACAUCUCUCAGAGUGAUUCCGGCAAGAUAGGCGUGUUCCAGAAAGACAAAUCGCUGUCUGUUUUGAACUACCCCCUGGUGCUCGGCCAGAAGAGGCUCUCCCACGUGGUGAAGUACACUGGGGGUGCGUCCGAGACUGAGUUUUUCGUGGAGGGGCGCAGGUUUCCCGACGAGGACUUCCCGGGCCUGGUCACGAUCAACCUCAGCCUCCUGGAGCCCAGCACACCGGGCUUCCCGGAGACGCCCAUCUUCACAGACACGGUGGUGUUCCGGGUGGCGCCCUGGAUCAUGACGCCAAACACCCUGAGGCCCUUGGAGGUGUUUGUGUGCAGCACCCGAGACAACUUCCAGUUCCUGAAGGGCAUGAAGGAGCUGGUGUCCCGCUGUGGGAUCAAGAUGAAGAUGUGUUAUGAGAACAUGAACCGUGGUGAUCGCUGGAUGCAGGAUGAACUGGAAUUUGGCUACAUCCAGGCACCCCACCACAGCUUCCCUGUAGUGCUGGACUCCCCACGGGACGGCGACCUCAAAGACUUUCCCUACGAGGAGCUGCUGGGACCGGACUUUGGGUACGUGACACGAGUGGCCUGGAAUGAGAAAGUGAGCAGCCUGGACUCCUUUGGGAACCUGGAGGUCAGUCCCCCUGUCACUGUCAAUGGGAAGGUGUACCCCCUGGGCAGGAUCAUCAUUGGCUGUGCCUUUCCUACGGCAAGCCAAGGCCGCAACAUGACGAAAGUCGUCCAGGACUUCCUGUGGGCUCAGAAGGUCCAGUCGCCUGUGGCGCUCUUUUCCGAUUGGCUGUAUGUUGGGCACGUGGAUGAGUUCAUGACCUUUGUCCCCGCUCCUGACAGAAAGGGUUUCCGCCUGCUCCUGGCCAGCCCUGACGCGGGAUACAAGCUUUUCCGUGGGUUGCAGAAGGCGGGUCAUGGGAAAGCCAAGAUGUUUGAAGGGAUGAAAGAACAGAUCUCUGUGGAAGCCAUUUUGAGCAAUAAACGUCUUCAGGAGGAGAAUAACUUCGUCCAGAGCUGCAUUGACUGGAACCGGGACGUCCUGAAGAAAGAACUGGGGCUGGAGGACGAGGACAUUAUCGAUCUGCCCAUCCUCUUCAAGCUGGAGAAGAACAAGAGGGCCGUCGCCUACUACCCAGACAUGGUCAACAUGAUCGUUCUGGGCAAGAACGUAGGCAUCCCCAAGCCGUACGGCCCCAAGGUGGGCGGGAGCUGCGCCCUGGAGGCUGAGAUGUGCUCCCUGCUGAAGGAGCUGGGCCUCAACUGCACCUUCAUCGACGACUUUGCCGCCUACCACAAGCUGUUGGGCGAGGUGCACUGCGGCUCCAAUGUGCGCAGGGAGCCCUUCGCUUACAAGUGGUGGGAGUUGGAGCUGUGAGAGGGAGGGGAAUAGCAGGAAGGAAGGCCGUCACCCUACCUCCACACGUAUGACUGACCUGAUUCUACCUACUGCAGGAUCUCAAGCUUGAGGACAUGGGAUUUUGGAAACUUGGGUCACGCCACACCCCCAGUGAGAAAAGGCUGUUGAGCACUGCAGUGAAUACUAGCAGGGUAACCUAGGACAGUGUUAACUCUGUUCACGGCAGGCAAGAGUAUAGAACACUUACAGAUAAUUACAGAUAAUUCAUCAUUUCAGAUAUAUUCCAGAGUAAUCUGAUUUCAGUUGGACAUCCUGCCACAGGUUGAAUUUGACUAAACCUAUUCCCCAUCUCUAUAGAAUUAUAUUAGGAUGAGGUGUUUUUGAUAAGCACCUAAGCAGGCUUAGCAAGAAAUCUCAUUUGAUUAAUUAAACAGAAUAAAGUCAUAAGCAUACCUGAUAAGUACACUAAGGUUUCAGAACACAUGAAUUUAAGGAGGUGCUUAAGAAGCACAAUUGACUGAGCAUUGCAGAAGGAUAAGGACCAGUCAGCCAAGGCGGUCUCGGGUCUCCGUGACAGCUGGGGUGUUUGCAGACCACACCUCCCUUCCAAUAGACACUGAACCUCCUGCAAGGGCCUGCCGAUCCCGUAACGUGCUAAAAGACGAGCCGGUGGGAGGAAUCAUCUUCAUUCUCCUGGUUGUGGUUGCUGGGUUCGUAAUCACGAGCCGAGACAUGAAAAAAUACACAAAAAUACACUUGCUACUCCAAAUGAGGGUGGUGGAUAAGAAAAAGAAUUGAGGGUUCCAAUUUUAUUAAAAUAAAAUACUGCUGUAGGUUGCUUACCUUAAUAAAGCCUGAUAUUUAACAUCAGCAAAAGACUGACAGGCCAUCUCUACAGUGUCCCUUACACACCACAGUACAUAAAGACCAGAUGCGACCUGUUAUGAGAUGUGUUCAGGCUAACAUAUUAACCUCUUCAGUAAUAGCCUGCAGCCAGCAAGCCUCACCUUGCAUCCAAACCUACUGCCCCUACCAAGUGGUCCUUGAACCCGAGGCCUACAGAUCCAUUAUUCUGUGUUGUUCAAGGACAAGGCAAUGGCACUAUGCAAUAAAACCAUCUCAAUAUUUUUUCUAAAAAUUCAGUUUGAAAAAGUUGACCGCCGAGUUGUUACACUGUGGACAUAUAUAGAGGGAAGAAUGGCCUUUCUACUGGUACUAAUGGCAUAUUGCUAAACCCAAAUAAAGUUUUAAUUUUUUUCAAUUUCC